Lolium rigidum is the source of this 2148-nucleotide messenger RNA. RefSeq names its product 3-ketoacyl-CoA synthase 10-like. Gene Ontology annotation, cellular component: membrane. Gene Ontology annotation, biological process: fatty acid biosynthetic process. NCBI's taxonomy places the organism in Eukaryota, Viridiplantae, Streptophyta, Magnoliopsida, Poales, Poaceae. The record is from RefSeq and is a predicted model, not a curated record. Gene Ontology annotation, molecular function: acyltransferase activity, transferring groups other than amino-acyl groups.
AAUGAAUGAAUGUGAACACCAUGCCCAAGCUAGGAGCUGCACACUUCUCCCCCCACUCUGGCUCACUCCUUCCUAGCUUUGCUCCCUCAAUGGCAUUAACUGCCACCCAACAACCCGCUCACCCACCAUCUCCUCCCCAACCCCAGCACCACCUCCUCUAUAUCUGAACACCUCCGCCCCCUUCUCACCUCAUCACACUACCGCACCUCGUUGGUAUCCCACCUCAGUCAUGGCGCGGGAGGAGCAGGCGCUGCUGUCGACGGAGAUCGUCAACCGCGGCGUGGAGCCGUCGGGCCCGGACGCCGGCUCGCCGACCUUCUCGGUGCGCGUGCGCCGCCGGCUGCCGGACUUCUUGCAGUCGGUGAACCUCAAGUACGUCAAGCUGGGGUACCACUACCUCCUCAGCCACGGCGUGUACCUGGCCACCAUCCCGGUCAUCGUGCUCGUCUGCGGCGCCGAGGUCGGCAGCCUCAGCCGCGACGAGCUGUGGCGCAAGGUCUGGGACGAGGCCACCUACGACCUCGCCACCGUGCUCGCCUUCCUCGCCGUCCUCGCCUUCACCAUCUCCGUCUACAUCAUGUCCAGGCCCAGGCCCAUCUACCUCAUCGACUUCGCAACAUACAAGCCCGCGGACGAACUCAAGGUCUCCAAGGCGGAGUUCAUUGAUCUUGCGCGCAAGUCGGGCAAGUUCGACGAGGAGAGCCUGGCGUUCCAGGCGCGGCUGCUGGCCAAGUCCGGCAUCGGGGACGAGUCCUACAUGCCGCGCUGCGUCUUCCAGCCCGACGCCAACUGCGCCACCAUGAAGGAAGGCCGCGCCGAGGCCUCCGCCGCCAUGUUCGCUGCGCUCGACGAGCUCUUCGAGAAGUGUCACGUCCGCCCCAAGGACGUCGGCGUGCUCGUCGUCAACUGCAGCCUCUUCAACCCGACGCCGUCCCUCUCCGCCAUGAUCGUCAACCACUACAAGAUGCGCGGCAACAUCCUCAGCUACAACCUCGGCGGCAUGGGCUGCAGCGCGGGGGUCAUCUCCAUCGACCUGGCGCGCGACAUGCUGCAGGCCAGCGGCGCCGGGCUCGCCGUCGUCGUGAGCACCGAGGCUGUGUCUUUCACCUGGUACGCCGGGAAGCGCCGGUCCAUGCUCAUCCCGAACGCCUUCUUCCGCGCCGGGUGCGCCGCCGUGCUGCUGUCCAACCGGCGCCGGGACUUCCGCCGCGCCAAGUACCAGCUGGAGCACGUGGUGCGCACGCACAAGGGCGCCGACGACCGCAGCUUCCGGUCCGUGUACCAGGAGGAGGACGAGCAGCGGAUCAAGGGGCUCUCCAUCAGCCGCGACCUGGUGGAGGUCGGGGGCCACGCGCUCAAGACCAACAUCACCACCCUCGGCCCGCUCGUGCUCCCCUUCUCCGAGCAGCUCCUGUUCUUCGCCGGCGUGCUGUUCCGCCACCUGUACCCGUCCAAGACAUCCACCGCCGCCGCCGACAGCCGAAGGGGCACCUCGGCGGCCGCGCCCUACAUCCCGGACUUCAAGCGCGCGUUCGAGCACUUCUGCAUGCACGCGGCGAGCCGCGACGUGCUGGAGCACCUGCAGAGCAACCUGGGCCUCCGCGACACCGACCUGGAGGCCUCCCGCGCUGCGCUGCACCGCUUCGGCAACACGUCCAGCAGCAGCAUCUGGUACGAGCUGGCGUACCUGGAGGCCAAGGGACGCGUCCGCCGCGGUGACCGCGUCUGGCAGCUCGCCUUCGGCUCCGGGUUCAAGUGCAACAGCGCCGUGUGGCGCGCCGUCCGCCGCGUGCGCCGCCCGUCCAGGAGCCCGUGGCUGGACUGCGUCGACCAGUACCCGGCGCGCAUGGACGCCUGAUCGACCGGAGCAGGCGUGCUAUCAAUCAAGCGAGACAAAAACACGUACGUCGUCGCAUCCGGCCGUCUCUGGGUAAGUGCAGGCUAAUGAAACGAUAUCAAUUUGCACGCAAGUGCGUGCAGUGCCACUGGUUAAGGUUUGAACUUUGUUUGAUUUGUGUUGCUCUUGUAGCGGUUACUUAUCUAAGGAGUUUAAUCAUAGACUACGUACCAUAAUGCGCAACUGUAUGUGCGCGCUCUCUGUAACUUAUAUGUGAACUUAAUUAUCUACGUGCCAUUUUAUUACUUUGA